Molecule: messenger RNA, 1179 nt
Organism: Miscanthus lutarioriparius
Lineage: Eukaryota; Viridiplantae; Streptophyta; Magnoliopsida; Poales; Poaceae
Source: the annotation of a GenBank genome assembly
AUGGGGAAUGCAGUUGCAAUCAUAUACACAAUCAUCGUGAACAAGAAGAUGAAGAAGAAAAUCGUAAAGAAAGUCUUGGAAGAAAUUGAGAAAAAGAACGGUGAGAGUGAGAUGCAAGCCAGCAGCGCCGUGGAAAAUGUGGUGAUCGAGGUCGGGCCAGUUGAGAUGUUCCUGAACCAGAUCCUCAACGAGCAGCCGAUGCGUUUCAGCUCCGAGCAGCUGGCGGCCUGCACCCGGAACUACUCGUCGGAGCUGGGGUCCGGAGGCUACGGCGUGGUCUACAAGGGUGAGCUGCCGAACGGCCUGCCGGUGGCCGUGAAGGUCCUGAAGGUGUCCAUGAACAAGAGGGUUCAAGAGGCGUUCAUGGCGGAGAUCGGCACCAUAGGCCGGACGUACCACGUACACCUCGUCCGUCUCUACGGCUUCUGCUUCGACGCGAACACGAAGGCGCUAGUCUACGAGUACUUGGAGAACGGUUCACUCGAGAAAUACCUUUACGGCGAUGAGGAGGGCAGCACAGCCAUGACGCUGGAGUGUGGGACGCUGCACGGCAUCGCCGUCGGCACGGCGAAGGGGAUCAUGUACCUGCACGAGGAGUGCCAGCAGCGGAUCGUACACUACGACAUCAAGCCGGCCAACAUCCUCCUCACGGCCGACUAUACCCCGAAGGUAGCCGACUUCGGGCUGGCGCGGCUGGGCGAGCGCGAGAACACGCACAUGUCGCUGACCGGCGGCGGCCGCGGGACACCCGGGUACGCGGCGCCGGAGCUGUGGAUGGCGCUGCCGGCGUCCGAGAAGUGCGACGUGUACAGCUUUGGAAUGGUAUUGUUCGAGAUCCUGGGGCGGCGCCGGAACUUUGACCCCAGCCGGGGCGAGAGCAAAGAGUGGUUCCCGAGAUGGGUUUGGGAGAAGUACGAGCAGGGUGAGAUUGAGUACGUCGUGUCGUGCGACAGGAUCGGGGAGGUGGACAUGGAGAAGGCGGAGAUCAUGUGCAAGGUGGCUCUGUGGUGCGUGCAGUUCCAGCCGGCGGCGCGGCCGUCGAUGUGCAACGUGGUGCGGAUGCUGGAGGGGGAGAUGGCCAUCGUCCCGCCUGCGAACCCAUUCCACUACGUCAUGGACAGCAACAUUGGCUCAACUAACUCGGGGUUGUGGAGUGACACGUCACACAUACCAAAGUAG